Camelina sativa (false flax) is the source of this 790-nucleotide messenger RNA. RefSeq names its product nucleoid-associated protein At2g24020, chloroplastic. The record is from RefSeq and is a predicted model, not a curated record. Gene Ontology annotation, molecular function: DNA binding. Lineage: Eukaryota; Viridiplantae; Streptophyta; Magnoliopsida; Brassicales; Brassicaceae.
AGAAGCGUAAAGUAGUUCGGAAAAAAUUAGCUUUCGGUUUUAUCUUCUUCUUCGAAUUUCAGAAACCCCUUCUUCUUCUUCUCUCUUUCGUAUAAUAACAAUGGCGUCUAUGGCUGCAACCACCAAUUUCACCAAAUCUUUGCUCUUUCCUUCCUCCCAUGGAAAUGCGAGCUUGAAAUCGCAGAGAGGUAGUAGUAGUAGUAGUACUAGGACAUGGCCAAAUCAGCACAAGUCAAGAAAUGGUUACAGGUCUCUCCGUGUGACUGGACUAUUCGGAGGUGGAAACAAAGAUAACAACAGUGAAGACGGACAAUCAAAGGCAGGGAUAUUUGGGAAUAUGCAGAAUAUGUAUGAGACUGUGAAGAAAGCUCAAAUGGUUGUUCAAGUGGAAGCUGUUCGUGUCCAAAAAGAGUUAGCUGCCGCUGAGUUUGAUGGUUAUUGUGAAGGCGAGCUUGUCAAGGUUACAUUAUCAGGUAACCAGCAACCAAUCCGUACUGAUAUAACCGAGGCAGCAAUGGAAUUAGGCUCUGAAAAACUUUCACAACUUGUUACAGAAGCAUACAAGGACGCACAUGCCAAGAGUGUGGUGGCUAUGAAAGAAAGAAUGAGCGACCUUGCGCAGAGCUUAGGUAUGCCACCAGGCCUCAGCGAAGGAAUGAAGUAAGAAGCUGUUUUUUUGUUGUCUUAUUCAACUUUACAGGUAGAAGAGGCAAAAGAGCAUUGUACUUUUUUUAUGGAUCAGACAUUAAAAUAUUUUUCGUUAUUGCAAUUUUAUACCAUGCUUUAAUCA